Nematostella vectensis (starlet sea anemone) is the source of this 2943-nucleotide messenger RNA. Its product is annotated as leucine-rich repeat-containing protein 74B. The record is from RefSeq and is a predicted model, not a curated record. The coding region runs from base 907 to 2337 and encodes 476 amino acids. Gene Ontology annotation, molecular function: protein binding; calcium ion binding. The transcript has 2 exons. NCBI's taxonomy places the organism in Eukaryota, Metazoa, Cnidaria, Anthozoa, Actiniaria, Edwardsiidae.
AUUUUCAAUACUUUGUGAACUCUUGUCGUAGAUUUGUGCCAAAGAGUUUUCUGCCUUCCGUCAUUCAAAAAAGCAAUUACAUUUAGCGCCUUUUGAUUGGCUAGUGCCCUGCGGAGAGGUGGCGUGAUUGAAAAAAAAAUACGUUUAAAUACCAGCCAAAGAAAACGCUUCAAGGAUUUUGUGUGACGAAAACCAGAAGGCGAUUUAGCUUUAGGGAAAUCGUAGGCGAGAAUUUGCAGGAUAUUGUAAACCACAGUAAUUUCCUGAAUAAUAUGCUUAUGAGAGAUGGCACUUAACCGUGUCCCUUUUAUUAUGAUUUCACAAGAUUGCAUGGAUAAAAAUUAAAUGGGAUUCUAAAAAAUGGCACUUUACUUGUCGCUCAAAAAGUCUUGAUGAAAGGAAAAUAUGUCUACAGCAAUUUAGAUUAAAAAAUAACAAGCGUUUGAGGUUCAUCCUAAGUAUUUUCAAUUGCCAUUAAACACUUAUGAAGAGACAGAAGCCUCGAAGCAUCUGUAAUAUCUACCCUUUUUAGUGCUCUUUUAGAUUAAUAAUUGUACUGAAUGCAAUAGAAACCAUAUACAUAGGCUUACGUCACCUCACCUAUGAAGGACUCUACAAAACAAUCUUUAAUGGACUGUUGUUCGUAGCGAUAAAGAAAUGAUGUCGAAUGCGGGUUCAAUUAACACUUCUCACCUAUCACCUUUUGGCGUGGUUUGUAAAGAAAUAAAGUGAUAAACACAGCUAUUGUUGCCACAUACAGCUGCGACAACACAUUUGCUACAGUGUACGACAGUCGUGGCAGGUUCCAUGCGAUUUUGUCUAGAGGUGGACAAGAACAUGUCAAACGCUGCGCGUCAAGUUGCAGGUUGUGUGCAAUAAACUUGGGAAAGGUUCCUCUCUGUAACCAUGGAGAUCGUUCCAGUAGACAACUGUUUAGAUUUAGCGCGAAGGGACUCUGAUUUUGAGAUAGAAUUCCCUGAUGAUUCGUCGAGCGAUGAAGCAGAAUGGGAUACUGAUUUAGAAGAGUAUGAAAAAAUAUCCCCAGCUAGACCUCCAGUGAAGGCAAUAUACCUAGAAGCGUGCGAACAAUUCCAUGUUCCCCCGGUCAGAAAAUUUCUCAUGCAAAUCAACACAGAUUCUGUAAACUUGAAACACUACGGUGUCCUCGACAACGGAGCUCAAGCUAUUGCUAUGACGAUGUCGAGUGACAUCACUGUAGCAACACUGAAUCUCCAUGACAACGGGAUCACAUCACCUGGAGCUAUAUGCCUUGCGAAAAUGCUCAAAGGAAACUGCUUUUUGACUUGCUUGGAUUUGUCCGCGAAUAAGAUUGGCGGAAAGGGGGUGCGAGCCAUUGCAAGAAUGCUGUUGCAGAACGUCACUCUCGAAGAGCUCAAUCUCAUGAACAAUAAACUCAUAGAUAAAGAUGUAUCGCUUCUUUGUGGAACUUUGAAAGAGAAUUUCCACCUAAAGGUUCUAAACCUGGGUGGUAAUAAUCUAGGCGAGCAAGCCGGCGGAAUGCUAGGAGCUACUCUUUCCGCGAACAAUGUUCUUGAAGAACUCGACGUCAGUUGGAACCGAAUCCUCGGCAAAGGAGCCAUUGCUUUGGCCAAGGGAGUAAAGGAGAGUUGGAGCUUAAAAGUUUUAAAGCUAGCGUGGAACGGCUUUGGAGAUAUUGGUGCUCAGGUGCUGAGAAAGGUAUUGGAAGAGAACGAAACCUUGAUUCAUCUCGACAUAACAAACGCCUCCAUUGGUUUAGACGGCGCGGGGCACAUUGGGAAAGGACUCAAAGUGAAUAAAACACUGAAGAUACUCAAAGUGGGAAGAAAUCCUUUCCUUAGUGCAGGCGCGUUAAUACUGUUAAAAGCUGCCCUCAAGAACACAGAUAGUGCCCUAGAGGAAAUGCGAUUUGAGAACAUUGCGUUUGAUAGAGAUUGCGAAAGCGCGCUUGGUAGUCUUCUAAAGCGCAAGCCAAACUUUUCCUGCACUUGGGACAUUAUGAUUGAAGGCGGACGCGUCCGCGCAAUGGACGAACAUGAAGCCACUCCUUUGGACAAGUUUAUUCAUUUUGUCCGGACAAAAGGACUGCGAAUGGUGGACUUAUACCGUAGGCUCACCCGGACAGACAGUUUAAGGGAGGGUGAUUUUGCCAAGGGUAUGAAAAGUAUGGAUAUCCAAAUGGGAGAAAGGGAGCUGAGAGAGUUAUUCAGGUUUCUGGAUGAAAACGACGACAAGGAGUUACAGUUCUCUGAGUUCACCAGAAUUUUAAAUAAGAGGAUCAAGGAACGCGACGCGCAGAAGACACAAAAGAAGAAUGAAAAGGGACAAAAGUCAUAAAGGGAACCAUUCUAUCAAUUGCGCGUGAUUCUUCCAAUAUAACAGGCAGACGAUCAAGAAAACCCAAAGAUUCGUGUUCGGCUUUUUACUAGCAAAGAAAGCGGUGAUGGAAAAGCUGAAGCGCGUGUCAAAAUCGUCACGAAGGAGAUGCAAGAAUAAAAAUGUGAAAAAAGAACAGUCCCGUUCUUCCUUUUCCGCUUGUGUCUACUUCGUACUGAUUUCCACACGAACUCCUUAGGUUACCACUGCCUUUUCGGUAUCUACUUAUUAGAUUCCUGAAUGUGAAUGGGCCUCUAGACCAUCGACGACCACGCCCAUGCAAGUGCGCGCUACCAUUUUGACUUCAGCGGGCGGUUACCGACGUUAGGCCCAAGUGUAGGGCUCAAACUCCAUUCCGCCGUCUUAAAAACGCUUUAACCGUCCCCUCUCAGAACAGCCGAGAAUGUGCUAAGUUGCUGACGUCUGAUAAGAACUUUAUUCAAAACUAAAUUAUUCCAUAAGUCUUUCCACUUAGUGUUGAAUGAAAUCGGUCAAACAAAUAUUCAUUGUAUACAUAUAACCUCGGGUCGUAGUACUUAAAAUACUAAAAAUACUAUUAUUGCUAAA